AUGAGCGGAAAUAACCGUCAGGCACUGUACAAAAACAAUGCCAAGGAGCAACUUGGGAAGGAAAAGCGAACUGAGGAGGUUUGAAAAAAAGAGAAAUCAAGAAAAUAUAGUAGUUAUUUUAGAUUAUCUCGAUUCGUAAGGACAAACGUGAGGAGGCCAUCUCCAAGCGCCGAAACCUGAAGCCAGAGUUGGUUUUUUUUUUGAACUGCAACUUGGAAAUGGUGUAUGUCAAUGAAUUGUUAUUCAGAGAUGACGUAGAAGUGUCGGCCGGUCAAUCGGGACCAUUUGACGAGAGCAUGCUCAGAAUGACUGUGGAGGCGGCUCUUUCCAAAGAUCCAGCCACUCAGUUGGCCGCUGUCCAACAGGUUUGUAAAGAACUUAACUUAGUAGAUUAAAAAAGGAGUUACCAUUUGAGGUUUCUUUCUCUUUCUCGUGUUAUUUGUUAGGGAAAAGCUUUGUUUUUUCUUUCUAACUUUAUAUUUUAGGCCAGAAAGAUGCUCUCAUCUGACCGUAACCCGCCAAUCGAUGACUUGAUUUCGAGUGGAAUUCUUCCGGUCCUGGUCAACUGUCUCUCCUCCUCAGAGUAGUGGAAUUGAGUGGAUAUAUUAUGAUAAAAAUCUUCAAUUUUCAGCCCCAACCUGCAGUUCGAGGCCGCCUGGGCUCUCACCAACAUCGCCUCGGGAAAUUCGGAGCAAACUCGCGCUGUUGUAAGUUUUGCGGAAAACAAUUGAGUCUUUAAAACAACAAAAUAAUUUUUGAGAGAUGUGAAAAACGGAAGAUUAUCAUUAUAGUUGAAACGAUAUCAAAAGGUAUUGAAUCCGGUUUCAACAAAAAGAUUGAAAAAAAAAGAUUCCUAAAUAAGAGAUUUGUGUUUCAAAAUAUAUCAAAGUAGGAUUCGUUUUGAAACUGAAUUCGCUGCAAGUUGAGUUUUCAAAAAAAAAUUUUUAUUGCAUCUUUAAUGUAAGAACACAUGUGCAAUCGACUUUCAUUGAUUAACCUGUGUUCAAACGGCGGCAGGAGCUGUGGCUUAGGCAGAGAAGUUGGGAAUUUCGCUCAGAAAAAGGCUAAAAGAUAAGUUGGCUUUGGCAGAAAUUUAAAGAAAAUCGAUACAUUUCACAAUUCCGAUGUUUUUUGCUCAAAAACUCUUUGAUAGUGGUCGACUGCGUAUAUUUACGGUUUUUGAGUUAAAUUUUUGCCUGGAAACAGGAUUCCGCAGAAAAAUGCUGUAAAGAUGAAAAGUUUCGAGUGUAGCGGGUCUGUUCAAGAUAGCUGGUCGUAUCACGGUAGUUUGGACAUUUUUCUUGGUAAAAUAUAAAUUUUGCUUUUAUUAGGACGUAAAUAUUAUUGCUACCUUGAGAGACAUGUUGUAAACGAGUUUCGAAUUGGGAAGGUUUUUUCUAGCAUCGGAACUGGAACACUUUUGAAGCUAUCACGAAUAACCGCCUUAGGCGAGCUAGAAGUUCGAACGUGUAGUUGAUCAAGUUGAAAGCGUGGUCUAACGAUUCUUGACAUUGUUCUGCGCGUUUUUCAUCCAGUUGCCUUGAUGAGCUCAGAAUGUAGCGGAUCUUGAAGCUGGGGCCCAAAGGCCGUGCUAUAGGUGGAAGCCUCGGAAUGAGAGCGACCAUCGAAAAAUAUGUCUUUACAUAAAGUCCAAAUUUAUUCAGCUCAAAAUGAAUGUUUCCAGGUGGACGCCGGUGCAGUGCCUCUGUUCCUGCAACUCCUUUCCUGCGGCAACAUGAGCGUCUGCGAACAGGCCGUAUGGGCCCUGGGCAACAUCAUCGGCGACGGACCUCAUUUCCGCGACUACUGUCUCCAGCUGGGAAUCCUGCAGCCGCUUCUCUCGUUCAUCAUCCCCGACAUCCCGAUCGGCUUCCUCCGCAACGUCACCUGGGUCAUAGUCAACCUGUGCCGUUCCAAGGACCCUGCGCCGAGUCACGAAGUCGUCCAGACCAUCCUGCCGGCCUUGGCUCUCCUCAUCCAUCACCAGGACAUCAACAUCCUCGUCGACACCGUCUGGGCCUUGUCCUACCUCACCGACGGCGGAAAUGAGCAGAUUCAGAUGGUCAUCGAGUCGGGGGUUCGUCUACAUUUCUCUGAAAACUUCAUUUCACACGAAUUUUGAAGGAUAUAUUUUUUUGAUGUGCAUACGAAAUUGAGAUGGAUCUUUCAGAUUGAGAAAUAUGGGAAAAUGCAGUGAAUUUUUGAGGGCUUUCAUCAUUUUUAGUGUUCCUGAAAGUUCUAUUGUACUCUUUAAUCCAAUAAGAUUAUUUUAUACCUGAUACGUUCAGGUAGUGGCUCACCUGGUGCCGAUCCUCGGCCACACCGACGUAAAAGUGCAGACGGCCGCCCUCCGCGCCGUCGGAAACAUCGUCACGGGAACCGACGAACAGACGCAAUUGGUCCUCGAAUGCGACGUUCUGAAGUACAUCCCCGGUCUCUUGGCCCACUACAAGGAGAAGAUCAACAAGGUUUCAGACACAUCAGAAAAAUGAAAAUGUUAAGCUUUCAGGAAGCCGUUUGGUUCGUGUCGAACAUCACCGCUGGCAAUGCUCAGCAAGUUCAAGCCGUCCUCGACGCCGGACUCAUUCCGAUGAUCAUCCAUCUCUUGGACCGUGGAGAUUAUCCAACUCAGAAGGUCUAGAAAAAGAAUAGAUUGCAAAAAUGAAUAAUGGAAGAAUCAGUUCUUAUUUUAUCAAUUCGAACUUUUUCCAGUCACCUUCAAUUUUAAAAAAAGACGGAUUUGUACAUAGAUUUUCAAGCGAAAAUGAUUUUAACUAUAGAAAAAAACGAGGUCAGUAGAUAUUUUUUUUGAUUGGAAUAAUCCACUCCAGGAAUCUUUUUAUCAUAAAAAAAGUUGAUUCGAACUCUGAAAAAAAGUUAUCAACGCUUUCUUAAACCGAUUUGCUGUCCCUAGAGAAAAUUCCGUAGCUUUUUCAAUGUUGUUUUCAACACCGAAAUUUAGUAGAAUAAGUUAAUUUUAUGUUCCGAAAUUUGCAGGAAGCCGCUUGGGCCAUUUCCAACGUGACGAUCUCUGGCCGUCCUCAUCAGGUCCAGCAAAUGGUCAAAAUGGGAGUUCUUCGCCCGUUUUGCAGCCUUUUGGACUGCAAGGAGACCCAGAUCCUUCAGGUUUGAAAAUUUUGAAAGAAUAAGUGAAUAGGGUGAACAUUGGUUAAUAAAAAUUUGGUAAAAAAGAAUUUUUUCUUCAUUUGCGAGGUUUCAGAUUAAUUUGUAAUACCACUAAUCUAUGAAAUUGUAAGGCUCAUUUUUUUUAAAAGUUUUGUUGGGUGAGCUAUGAGAAAUGUGUUUCCAGGUCGUCCUUGAUGGAAUCAACAACAUUCUCAAGAUGGCCGGAACCAUCACCGAGGAGGUGACCGCCGAGAUUGAACGCUGUGGAGGUGAGAAUUAUUUAAAAAAGAUUUUUUUCCAAGUUUUGUCCAUCUCAAGUGUAAAUAUUGAAUUUUUUCCAGGCUUGGACAAGAUUGAGAGCCUGCAGAACCACGAGAACGAGGACAUCUACAAGCUGACCUUCGAGAUCAUCGACACCUACUUCAGGUAGGAAAAUGAUGUGAUGCACAGAAUAAUAUAUAAAAUUGCAUUGAAAAAAAUUAAAAUAGUGAAGACGGUUAUCAAAUUUUUUCUUUUGAAAGUUCUAUAACUUCCAGAAGUAGAUUAGAAUGUGGAAAUUAUAUCUUCUGAAUCUAGCCAAUAAAUGAACCUCAUUAAAAGUUCGCUAGGAAAUUUAAGCUAUAAUCAGCCAGGGGGACCUCUGUGCAUGUGCGCUCUAAGGAGAAACUUUGAAAGAUUUGGGAUUUUUCGAAAAAAAAAAUAACCUUGGUAACGCGAAUUGGACGUGUCGGGGCAUUUCUAGUGACCACUUUAGUAACCUCAGCACUCUUAAGUGAUCCCUAGAAUCGUCCGAAAACGUCCAGAGAACGUCCGUUACGUGUUACCAAUAUCCUAGUUCGAAAAAUAACCUCGGUAACGAAAACCGGACGCGCUUCGUACUUUUCUGAGCAUUUCUAGGGAUCACUUAAGGGGCUAACGCUACUAAAAAGGUCACUAGCAUUGAUUCAAAACGUCCGUCCUAUCUUACCAAGGUUCGAGAAUUUGGUUCAAAAAGAAAGAAAAAUCUUUAGAAAUUCUAAGCUUUUUCCUUCAUAUUUCUUUGAAUGAUAGAGGACAAAAUUGGGAUUUUGCAGCUCUGAGGAAGAGGAAGGCCACAUGGCCGUCCCGAGCAGCUCGGAGUUCGCAUUCGGAGCUCCAGGCGCAGCUCCUCCAGCUCCAGAAGGACCUUCUGGAACUGGCGAUUGGAAAUUCUCCUAA
This is a messenger RNA of Caenorhabditis auriculariae, 4323 nucleotides long. The record is from the annotation of a GenBank genome assembly. NCBI's taxonomy places the organism in Eukaryota, Metazoa, Nematoda, Chromadorea, Rhabditida, Rhabditidae.